Molecule: messenger RNA, 1069 nt
Organism: Tripterygium wilfordii
Lineage: Eukaryota; Viridiplantae; Streptophyta; Magnoliopsida; Celastrales; Celastraceae
Product: probable 2-oxoglutarate-dependent dioxygenase AOP1
Exons: 3
Coding region: 25-969 (314 amino acids)
Molecular function (GO): dioxygenase activity
Source: RefSeq, a predicted model, not a curated record
UUGAAAGAGAGAGAGAAACAAGAAAUGGGCUCUGAAUCUCCAGUUAUCCUUCCGGUCAUCGAUUUCACCAGUCCGGCCCUGAAUCCGGGCACGUCGGAGUGGGAUUCGGUGAAAUCUCAAGUCCGUCGAGCUCUGGAAGAGUAUGGUUGCUUUGAGGCAAAGUUCAACAAAGUUCCUCCAGAGCUUAGAGAUGGAAUUUUUGGUGCACUAGAGGAGCUAUUUGACCUUCCAUUGGCAACCAAAAUGCGCAAUGUUUCUAAGAAGCCUUACCAUGGCUAUGUUGGACAAUACCCUCAAGUUCCUUUGUAUGAAAGCAUGGGAAUUGACGAUGCCAACGUCGCUGAAAAUGUGGAAAUUGCGACUCGAAGCUUGUGGCCUGAAGGAAACCAUGGUUUUAGUAAAACUAUACAAUCAUACUCGGAGCACGUAUCGGAAUUAGAUCAAAUGAUCAGAAAGAUGAUUGUGGAGAGCUUGGGUUUGGAGAAAUAUAUGGAUGAACACAUGAAUUCAACAAACUACCUCCUUAGGGUCAUGAAAUACAAAGGGCCACAAUGCAGUGACGCAAAGCUUGGGCUAAACUCCCACACUGACAAAAAUGUGGUGACUAUAUUGUUCCAGAAUCAGGUUGAAGGGUUAGAGGUGCAAACCAAAGAUGGAGAGUGGAUCGAUUACAAACCCUCGCCAGAUUCUUUCAUCGUCAUGAUCGGAGAUUCUCUCCAUGCGUGGGUAAAUGGUCGGUUGCAUUCGCCUUAUCAUCGUGUCAUGAUGACUGGAAACGCGACAAGGUACUCUGCCGGGUUGUUUUCGAUCCCGAAAGCCGGGUACAUUGUAAAAGCACCUGCAGAAGUUGUGGAUGAGGAACACCCCUUGCUUUUUAAGCCAUUUGAUCAUGUUGAGUUUCUUGCAUUCUACUAUUCCGAGGCUGGUCAAAGGGCUCCAUCUGCUCUCGAGGCUUACUGUGGUGUCUGAGAAUAAUCUGAAUCAUAUGUAUCCUAAAAUAGUAAUCUAAAUAUUUCCUCUUUGUGUGUAAAUGCGUGAAUGUUGUAAUAAGUGGUGUAUUUUGAAUUUA